AUGCCUUAUGAUCUUCGUCGCCUCUUUAUUGGCGAUGAUGAAGAAUGUGACCAUUUCAGGAAAAAUGCUCGUACGUACAACAACAAUGUUUCUUUCACUACUUUUGCUGCAAAGUAUGAUCCAGAAUUGACGAAGAAUAAGCAUGGUGUUUAUACGUUUCGUGUACAAGGCCAGGUUUAUCACUUCCUCGAUGGUUUGGUAUCACAUCGUCAUAAACCAUCGGGUAUUCAGUUAUACUUUUUUGAUACCGAUGAGGAGCUUGCCAGGAGACUUGAUGCUUCCUCUCGGCUCCGCGCAGACACUCUUAAAUUGCUUAUGCGCAUUUUAGCUGCCAAUCCCUAUGCCAAAUUUUUUAAAGAUUUGCGUCAUGUUCCUGAUCUCGAGCGCCAUAGAAUUGUUCUUAAUUGCAAUCCUGCUCUUGAUCAGCGUUUGUAUAAUCUUCCAUCCGCUUCUCAAGUAGCCGCUAUAUGGACCGAGACUGAUGAUGAAUCAGUUGAUAAGUCAGUUCAUAUUCAGGUUUAUAGUCACUCCGAUCAGAGUCAUAUGAUUAAGCAUUACUAUGCUUGCUAUGACUCUUUACAGUAUCCUUUAUUAUUUCCUCGUGGUGAGUCUGGAUGGCACCAUGGAAUCCAAAGGAUUACGUGCGAAAAUAGGAAAAGAUCCCGUCCUGUUUGUGAAGCUGAUAUUGCUAUUGAUCCAGCAUCUAUCGGUAGUCCAUCUGAUUUGAUUAAUCUGGAACAAAGAGCCGCUGAUCGUGGCAAGAAACAGAAAACUAACGUCACUGCUAGGGAAUACUACUGUUAUAGGUUUCAGAUGAGACAUGAUGAUGAGUCCAUGUUGUUACAUGCGCUGAGAUUGUUGCAGCAGUAUGUUGUUGAUAUCUACGUUAAGAUAGAGACAUCUAGGCUUGAAUUCCACCGGAAAAAACAGAAUACCAUACGGACUGAAGCUCUUCAAGGAAUAAUGGAUAGUGUCUCUUUAGGCCAAACGUUAGGUUCUAAAGUUGGCCGGCGAAUAUAUUUACCAGCUACUUUUCUCGGAGGCCCGCGGGAUAUGAGGCGUAGAUAUCUUGAUGCAAUGGCUCUGGUCCAGAAAUAUGGAAAACCUGACAUUUUCUUGACCAUGACAUGCAAUCCCCUGUGGCCAGAAAUUAAGGCACAUUUAAAGUACAAAGAGAAACCUCAGGACAGGCCUGAUCUUUUAGCUAGAGUGUUCAGGGCAAAGUUUGAAAUCCUGAAAACAGAGUUGUUUAAACCUCUUAAUCCAGAGGCCUAUGAUAAAAUUGUUUCUGCUGAACUGCCUGAUCGUCAAGAACAUCCUCAUCUUUAUUCUCUAGUUGUAAGGCACAUGAUUCACGGCCCUUGUGGAAAAAUGAACAAAAACAGCCCUUGUAUGAAAAACGGUGUUUGCAAAAGUCACUAUCCAAAAGGGUAUUCUGAACAUACGACUCACGGCGAGGAUAGCUAUCCGAAUUAUCGUAGGCGAGACGAUGGCAAGAAAAUCCGAGUCAAAGGCUAUGAUUUGGAUAAUAGGUGGGUCAUCCCGUAUACUCCGUACUUGCUAGCUCUGAUUGAUUGUCACAUCAAUGUCGAAAUCUGUUCAACCAUCAAAUUAGUCAAGUAUUUAUACAAAUACAUAUUUAAAGGCCAUGACCUUGUCAACUUCCACAUCAUAGCUGAUGAAACACCUCAGGAUAUCGAUGAGAUCAAGGAAUUUCAGCGAGGUCGUUGGGUUUCUCCUCCAGAAGCUUUGUGGCGGAUUUAUGCAUUUCGCUUGAAUGAAAUGACCCCUGCUGUUUACAGUCUUCAGGUUCAUCUUCCUGGUCACCAAUAUGUUUCCUUCAAUCAGAUUCUGAUCUUUCACAACUCUUAG
This is a messenger RNA of Coffea arabica (coffee), 1872 nucleotides long. NCBI's taxonomy places the organism in Eukaryota, Viridiplantae, Streptophyta, Magnoliopsida, Gentianales, Rubiaceae. The record is from RefSeq and is a predicted model, not a curated record.